This is a messenger RNA of Salvia miltiorrhiza (redroot sage), 1278 nucleotides long. RefSeq lists its product as uncharacterized. The record is from RefSeq and is a predicted model, not a curated record. The transcript is spliced from 3 exons. Lineage: Eukaryota; Viridiplantae; Streptophyta; Magnoliopsida; Lamiales; Lamiaceae. The coding region runs from base 204 to 1160 and encodes 318 amino acids. Gene Ontology annotation, molecular function: transferase activity; folic acid binding.
ACUACAGUUUUAAAUUUUUUUCAAGAGUGACACGUUGGGGGUGGGGUGUUUGGCUAAAUAUGCAUCAAUGCUGAGUCAAGAACACACGGAUUACACCAACUGUUGCAGCAGAUAUCAAAGAUCAUUUUUUUUUUUUUUUUAAUUUUUGCCUUUGAUCAUUCCUCACAGGAGAAAAGCUUCACGCAGAGGGAAAUUUUGAGGAAAUGGACUUCAACCAAACUUACGAUAAUGACAAGAAGAAAACGAUGAAGCAAUCAAUGCUGCUCUGCUGCAAAGUGUACAUUUCCGAAUCGAGAAACGGAGCUGCCCUCGAUCUGAUCGAACGGGCAGCGAGGCGCGAUGGGGAGACCGUGAUCGUGAACAAGUUCAAGGACGAUGAUUACAAUCGAGUACGAUACAAUCUUGUGUCGUAUGUCGUUCAUGACAGCUUAGGGUGUCCAAUCUACACACCCCUGCAGCAGAGUGUUGUGGCCAUGGCCGAGGCUGCCUAUGGGGCCGUAGACCUCGAGGCGCACAGCGGGGCCCACCCCCGGCUGGGUGUCGUCGAUGACAUUGUGUGCCAUCCGCUGGCCCGGGCCUCGUUGGAUGAGGCUGCCUGGCUUGCAAAGACCAUUGCCUCGGAUAUCGGGAGUAGAUUCCAAGUGCCAGUAUACCUAUACGGCGCAGCUCACCCGACGGGGCGGGCGCUGGAGGCCAUCAGGCGCGAGCUCGGCUUCUACCGGCCCAACUUCAUGGGAAACCUCUGGGCCGGCUGGGCGCAGCCGGAGAUUCUGCCCGAGAAACCUGACCAAGGGCCGGAAUCCGUAUCGCGAGCUAGGGGCGUCGCGAUGGUUGGCGCGCGUCCCUGGGUUUCCACCUACAACGUGCCUAUCUUGUCCACGGACGUCUCUGCCACAAGGCGGAUAGCUCUGAUGGUGAGUGCCCGGGGCGGAGGCCUGCCUACGGUGCAGACGCUGGGGCUCGUCCACGGCGAGGACUCGACCGAGAUAGCUUGUAUGUUGCUCGAACCGAACCGGAUCGGAGCCGACCGGGUUCAGAAACAGGUGGAGUUGCUGGCUGCAGGAGAAGGGCUUGAUGUGGAGAAGGGCUAUUUCACUGAUGUUCCUCCAGAAAUUAUCAUUGAAAGAUACAUAAAAUCCAUUUCUAAUGAUUCUUCUUGAAAUGGAUUGUGUAUUCAAAUCAAUCUAAACAGAGAUGACAUGAAUGGAAUUUGCAUAAUGUAUGUAUGUAUGUUGUUGCUUUACAGUCUAUUGAAAUUGGUGGUUCAUUGCAUAUCAA